AUGGCUGCUCAGAAGAAGACCGCUGUCGUCAACGCCAUCCAGCACGUCGCGAGCCUCCACAAGGAGCUCGCCAAGGCGCACAAGCAGGCGACCGUCGCCGUCCUCGAGUACGCCGCCGAGCUCGAGGAGUCGGGCGCCGACAAGUCCGCCCUCGCCACCUUCCCGUCGCUCUUCCCGCUCGACGAGGGUGUCGUCCCCAAGAAGCGCGGCCGCAAGUCGGUCGCUGGCGAGGACGGUGACGAGGUCGACGGCAAGAAGCGCCGCGCCCCGAAGGAGAAGAAGGUCAAGGACCCGAACGCGCCCAAGCGCCCGGCGUCGGCCUACCUCGAGUACCAGAACUCGGUCCGCGACGACUUCCGCACCAAGUACCCGAACGACACGUACGCCGAGAUCCUCAAGCGUAUCGGCCAGACGUGGCAGAACUUGCCCGAGGACGAGAAGGCCCCGUGGCACGCCAUGACGGCCGGCAAGACGGCCAUGUACCUCGACGCCAAGUCCGAGUACGAGAAGACGGACCCGACCAAGGUGUCGCCCGCCGAGCAGGACGCCGUCGCCAUCGCGACCGAGCCCAAGGGCAAGCGCCCGCGCAAGUCCGAGGCCGCCGCCGACAUCCCCGUCGACGCGACGCCCAAGGACAAGAAGGCCAAGACCACCAAGAAGGCGAGCCCGCCCAAGGCUGCGACGCCGUCUGCCUCGUCGUCGGCCGCCGGCUCGUCGUCCGAGUCCGGGUCCGAGUCCGAGUCUGAGGCGACCCCGCCGCCCAAGAAGGCUCCCGCGUCGAAGAAGGUCGCCAAGGUCUCGAAGAAGUGAGCCGCCUGUCGAGCUCAUGGCGGGACCUUCAUCUUGGUCGAGCAGCGGCGAGGGUUGGGCGAGGAGGAGAUGGCGAGCGAGGAGGGUGGCCUCGCGCCUCUGUGCCUUCUUUUGUAGUCGACUCGCUUUCUUGAGAUACCCUUUUCAGUACCUUUC
Rhodotorula graminis WP1 is the source of this 966-nucleotide messenger RNA. RefSeq lists its product as uncharacterized. Bases 1 to 810 code for a protein of 269 amino acids. The record is from RefSeq and is a predicted model, not a curated record. Gene Ontology annotation, biological process: regulation of gene expression. NCBI's taxonomy places the organism in Eukaryota, Fungi, Basidiomycota, Microbotryomycetes, Sporidiobolales, Sporidiobolaceae. Gene Ontology annotation, cellular component: nucleus. The transcript is spliced from 5 exons.